AUCUUUUUUAUUUACCAAGAAUAUACAAAGUCCCGUUUCUCUGAACACAGGAGGAAUCAAAUAAUGGGAGGCAAUGUCCUUGCUCACAGGUCCAAGGUUCUUUUAGCUGGCACCUCCACCCUAAAUCUCUCUCUAGGCUUCUCCCAGGGCCACAUCACACUUCCAGGCUGUGUCUGUCUCUGUCCUGCUUCUUCCUCACCACAUCAACCCUUGGUUAAAAUAAUACUGAGCAAAAUCCCUCUGCCCACACUGUAAAUUCCUGAUCUCAUUCACGUAUGCCAUUACUUUGGGCGAUGAUGUACGCUUAACUGCCCCAAUGGUUAUAUUAAAUGAAGGGCAGUGGUUAAACCUAUAUUAUUAUUUGCAUGACCGUAGCGCCCAUGUGUGUCUAUCUGUCCAGGUGCUUAUAUGAGCUCUCCAUCACUGAAGUAGCUGAGCAAAUGGUCACCCAGACAUCUAAUUGGACUUUGCAUGCACAAUCACUGCGAAUGCCCAGGGGACUUGUGCAUACAAUAAAAUCUGGCCCCGUGUUUUCAAAAUACUGUGCAAACAUUGGGAUAGAUUCGCUUCUGCUUGAAGGCCCCAGCUGCAGGGGAGCCCUCUCAGGAGUAGAGGAGGCACAAGAGUGCAAGCGGCCCUCAUACCUGUUGUGCCCAGAACCAUCUGGUGCAGCCCUAAAACGGGGUGAGGGCAGCUAGGGGAGGGGACAGAGCCAAGGAAGGCCCCUGGCAGAGGUGCUCCCUGGGUCGAUUUGGUGGGAUUCUAGUGGGGCUCCGCCCUUGGCUGGACACUACUUGCCCUCCUGUAGGGGUGAAUCUCGCCUCUGGUGCAGCUACACACAUGGGCACAAGGAGCGUACACUGGAGCCCCCAUGGGCCCAGCCAUGAAUCAAGCCCACUAGCUAACACAUACGAGCCCAGCCCUGAAUCCCUUACUCAGCUUUGACUCCCUCCUUCCUCAGCGAAAAUACCCAUGAGAAUUUUGCCUGGGUAAAAAGGUCAGGACUUGGCCCUGUAACUGUAGACCCAGACAUAGAGGUCCCUAUGCCCGUUAACCCCAUGCAUGUGCCCGCUCUUGGAGCAGCGCAGCUCUGGGGAAUACUAGCUACUUCCCAGGUCUGACUGCUCCUCUGCACUUGCUAAGCUGAGUGACAUGCCUGUCCCCUCCUUUUCUGGUCAUCCUUUUGUGACAGACGCUUCGCCUCUCCUCCUGUCCGCCCCAGAUGCCAGGCAGCCCUGCUUCUUGGCUUCUCGUGUCUCCAGCCCAGCAUAUAACUAAUAGAUCCCCUCCUCAAUCCCAUUUUGCUGUCAUAAUUAAGCUUAUUCUGCUAUAUCCCCUCUUGUUCCCAAGCAGCUCUCCAAAGGGUCUUUGGAGGUUUCUUAUUUGUUCUAAAUCCAAGUAUCUCUCUCUCUGCUCCCAGAAUGUGCGGAGGAGAAUUUAAACAGGGACUGAGGGUGUUAAAACCACAAUGUUUCUCUUUAAAGCGGGUCUGCCACCAUGGGGCGAGAUGCUCGUGCAUGAGUCACACCCAAAUGCUAAGCAAGAUCACAGCUCCUUGGAAUACAGAGCACCGGUGGGAUCUGCGAAUCUAUUGCUCUGAAAGUGCAGGUGGCAACAGGUGGGUAGCCUCCAGAUGCUGCUCUUGUUCUGUUUGGCAUAACUAUCCAAGAGAUCUGCCCUCAAACAAAGGGAUUUGCCAUCUCCUCCUGCUAGAUCCUGCAGUGAUGUCCUCUUGCCAGGCUGGUGACAUUAAAGUCAUUUCCAUGGCAACACACUGUGAUAUCACAAACGCAGGCGGCUGACCUCAUGACAGGGUCCAGUAGAAGGAAACCCCCUUGGUGCUAAUCUGCCACCCAAAGAAGGGUUGUUAUAUAUUGGGUAACAAAACACGCAGACCUGCCACUCCACUGUUUGAUGGAACCCACCCUUCUGGUCCCCCAGCACAGCUGUGUGUCUGCACGGGAGCCUGCUGUUUGUUUAGGGCAGAGAGAUGAUUUUUUCCAUGCAGCGCCAAGCAUGCUGUCAGCACGCAACAGAUACAUAACAAGAAGCAUGAGAAGCUGCAUUCCAGAGGCUGGGAGGAAAAGAGGAGUGGCUCUCCUUAAAUAUAUUGACAGAUGUAACGAAUAAUAAAAUGACGUUGCCGAUCUCUAGCCUCUUCAAUAUCUGGAUCUCAAAGCUUUUCCUGAACAGGAAUGAACAAACCCUCCCGCUUCCCUGAGGUGAGUCAUGAUCAUUAUCUUCUUUUACAGAUGGGGAAACUGAGGCACGGAGGGAGUCUGAGCAAAACUUUCAAUCCUGGGUGCCUGAAGUUAGGCACCUCAAUAUGUACUGAGGGACUGAAAUAUGGGACCUGAUUUUCAGUGGUGUUGAGUCCUGACAGCGCCCACUGAAGCCAGUGAGAAUCGGGUCACUUUUAUUUAGCUGCCUAACUAUGGAUUUAGGAGUCUAUCUUUAGUAGGGUGGCCAGAUGUCCCGAUUUUAUAGGGACAGUCCCAAUAUUUGGGGCUUUUUCUUAUAUAGGUGCCAAUUACCCCACACCCCCGUCCCGAUUUUUCACCUACUCUCUGGUCACCCUAAUCUUUAGGUACCCAAGUCUGAACAUUUUGGCUUGAGUAUCUUGCUCCAGGCCACACAGAGGGUCGGGGACAGAGGAAGAGCUCAGUUCUCCCAAUUAUCAGCCUUAGCUACGGGACCAUCCUUCCUCCCACUCACGAAGACAUUACAGCAAAUGAACACCAGUACAACUACCCCUGAUCACAGGCCGUAGAGAUGGGAAAGCCCCGUUAGGUCCCAUCUAGUCCAUCUGCAGAACCCGGUAGGAUCCUUCCCUCUAAGCUAUUUACUAGAUCUUUUUGUCCAGUCUAGGACAACAAACAAAUGCCUCAAGAGUGUCCAGCGCCUAGCACGGUGCGCGACUGGGCCUCUAGGCGCUAAGUAAUAACAGGGAUGCUAUUGAAGUUUGAUUCCAGCUGACAGCCCCACUUCAACUGCAUCGCUGAUAUGCUGUAUUAACUCUGGGCUUUGAAUGGCAACCCCAGCCCCCUUGUGUGGCUUGCACGAAUUGCUGGGAAUCCUUCGUGAAAGAUACAGGUCAAGCUGCAGCCUCUCUCUCCCCCUUGCUCUUCCUGCUGGCCUGGUUUGAGUGCAUGUAGCUUCGGUGCGUUUAUCUGCCUGCUGCUAAGCUGUCUCCCUCCCCGAUCGCGCUGCUUUGAUUCAGUAAACAGCCAAGACUUCCAGUGUUUCCCCCCCACUCCCCAGGACUAAGCAGCGAGUCCCUCUCCCUGGCAGCGACCCGCCUGAGAUAGCUGGAGUGAUUCACCUGUAAUUCCUCUCCCCUUCCCCACCACCCGCCUGCCGCUCGGCUCCUUUAUCAUCAUCGUGUUCUCUGUGCGGAGGAGCAGAAACAAGAAACUAAAAAAAAAAAAAGCACGUAAAAAAGCGCUGUAGAAAAGCAGAGCAAAUUAAGCAGCCCCCGGAUCCGCUUGGGUUUGCGCUUGCCAAAAAUGCACCAUGCAUCUUAAUUCGCUCUGCUGCUCAGCUCUCACACGCGGCUCUCCUGGUGCCAUUUCGGCGCUCUCAAGCCAGCCUUUCCAACACUUCAUUCUUCUUCGGGUGUGUGUGUGUGUGUGUGUGAUGGCAGAAUCUGCUGGUGCAAGGGAGCGAAAGAGAUCUCCCCCCCCCCCCCCUUGCCUUGCAGCUCGCCCGGCAGUUCCAGACGAUCCACUGGGUCCCCGUUGCAUUGUUCCCAGCCGCCUCUAUUUUGGCGGGGGUGCAUUUUCUCGAAAGUGCUUCUUGGGCGCUCUCCAAUCUAUUUUACACCCACCCCUGGGAGCUGCCUGUUAUCUCCCCGGGAUCCUGAGCAAAGAAACGCCUAACCCGGAAUCCGCGGCGGGGCCAGGCUCCUCGGUUUCAGUGCGUGUCUUUCCGGCGGGCUGUCCGGAUUGCAGCGAAAAAAAUAAAAUAAAAUAAAAAGGAGAAAAAGAAAGUAAAAGCAGCGGAAGACAAUCUCCCCUCCCCCUCUUCUCAAUUGCAAUCCCAACUGGAACUUUCCCUCUUCCAGCCGGGAUGCCUUUCCUCCUCUCCAGUCCUCAGCUUUGAUCCCAGCCUCUUCUUUUAAGUGGAAGGGGGUGGGGGGUAGGGAUCCUUUUUAUUGCAGAGAGGGAAACACGCCGAGACGGGAUUUCUUUGCAGGCACUUGUGCAAUCUAGCUCUACGGAUACGUAUAUAUUUUUGCACGCAUCUCCUGCUGCAGCAGAUCCAGCCAGCGUGGGGGAGGGGAUGGAGAGGGUGCACCCUCCUCUCCUGAUCCUCUCUUCUUGCCUCUGUGUGGGUUUUUUUGCAGAAGCAGCAGUCGGAGAUGGAUGUCUCUCUUUGCCCUACCAAGUGCAGUUUCUGGAGGGUAUUUUUGUUCUGGAGCAUUUGGGGAGACUAUCUGCUUUCGGGGCUGGCUUGCCCUGCGAAUUGCCUUUGCAGCAAGACAGACAUCAAUUGCAAGAAGCCGGAUGAUGGGAACCUCUUCCCUCUCUUGGAAGGGCAGGAUUCAGGCACCAGCAAUGGGAACACCAGCAUCAACAUCACUGACAUCUCAAGGAACAUCACUUCAAUACACAUAGAGAACUGGAAGAACUUGCAGACGCUGAACGCUGUAGACAUGGAGCUGUACACGGGACUCCAGAGGCUGACAAUCAAGAACUCAGGACUUCGCAGCAUCCAGCCGCGAGCCUUUGCCAAGAACCCUCAUCUGCGCUACAUAAACCUCUCCGAUAACCGGCUUACCACUCUGUCAUGGCAACUCUUCCAGACACUGAGACUUUCUGAACUGACACUCGAAAGAAACCUUUUUAACUGCAGCUGUGACAUCCGCUGGAUUCAGCUCUGGCAGGAGAAAGGUGAAGCAAAUCUGCAGAAACAGGAGCUGUACUGCAUGAACAUGGAGGCUGCUGUCAUUCCCUUGCAGGAGAUGAACAUCACCCAGUGUGAUCUGCCCGAGAUCAGCGUCAGCCACAUUAACCUGACUGUGCGGGAAGGCGAGAAUGCGGUGAUCACGUGCAAUGGCUCAGGUUCGCCGCUGCCUGACGUAGACUGGACAGUUGCCGAUCUGCACUCCAUCACUACUCAUCAGACGAACCUCAACUGGACUAACGUUCAUGCCAUCAAUUUGACCCUGGUGAAUGUCACCAGUGAGGAUAACGGUUUCCUCCUGACAUGUAUUGCUGAGAACGUGGUGGGAAUGACCAAUGCCAGUGUGCUGCUCACAGUCUACUAUCCGCCACGCAUUCAGAGCCUGGAGGAGCCAGAGCUGCGUCUGGAGCACUGCAUUGAGUUUGUGGUGCAUGGGAACCCGGUGCCCAGCCUUCACUGGCUGCACAAUGGUCAGGUCCUCAGGGAGACUGAGAUCAUCCGCAUGGAGUUCUACCAGCAGGGUGAAGUGUCUGAGGGCUGUCUACUCUUCAACAAGCCCACUCACUACAACAAUGGCAACUACACCCUCGUGGCCACUAACCAGCUGGGGACAGCCAACCGGACCAUCAAAGGGCACUUCCUCGAGAAGCCCUUUCCAGAGAGUACGGAUAACUUUGUUUCAAUUGGUGACUAUGAAGUGAGCCCCACCCCACCUAUCACUGUGACCCACAAACCAGAGGAGGAUACAUUUGGGGUAUCCAUAGCAGUUGGGCUUGCAGCUUUCGCGUGUGUCCUCUUGGUGGUGCUCUUUAUUAUGAUCAACAAGUACGGUCGACGAUCCAAGUUUGGGAUGAAAGGUCCCGUGGCAGUGAUCAGCGGGGAGGAGGAUUCUGCCAGCCCCCUCCAUCAUAUCAACCAUGGCAUCACCACACCCUCGUCGCUGGAUGCUGGCCCGGACACGGUGGUGAUCGGCAUGACCCGUAUCCCUGUCAUCGAGAACCCCCAGUACUUCAGGCAGGGCCACAACUGCCACAAGCCAGACACAUAUGUUCAGCAUAUUAAGAGGAGAGACAUCGUUCUGAAGAGGGAACUGGGAGAAGGUGCCUUCGGGAAGGUGUUCUUGGCCGAGUGCUACAACCUUAGCCCCACCAAGGACAAGAUGCUGGUGGCAGUGAAGGCUCUGAAAGACCCCACUUUGGCAGCCCGCAAGGAUUUCCAGAGGGAGGCAGAGCUGCUCACCAACCUGCAGCAUGAGCACAUUGUCAAGUUCUAUGGGGUCUGUGGUGACGGGGACCCUCUCAUCAUGGUCUUUGAAUACAUGAAGCAUGGGGACCUGAAUAAGUUCCUGAGGGCGCAUGGCCCAGAUGCUAUGAUCCUGGUGGAUGGGCAGCCUCGACAGGCCAAGGGGGAGCUGGGGCUGUCCCAGAUGCUGCACAUCGCUAGCCAGAUUGCCUCUGGAAUGGUGUACCUUGCUUCCCAGCACUUCGUCCACAGAGACCUGGCAACCAGGAACUGCUUGGUCGGAGCCAACCUGCUCGUGAAGAUUGGAGACUUUGGGAUGUCAAGAGAUGUCUACAGCACUGAUUACUACAGGGAAGGGCCGCAUCCGAAGGGCCAAUGCAGCGCAGCGUGGCAGCGGCAGAGACUAGCACGACCAGCAGCUAAAACAGGGGCCUCUACGUUAUUCACUACACACCAUACAACAUCUGCAGUGAAAGAGGAAAGGAUGCUGUGGAUACCACCCUCAUUCAUGACACACCAUACAAUAUCUGCAGUGAAUGAGGUUGGAGGACACACCAUGCUGCCCAUCCGCUGGAUGCCCCCUGAGAGCAUCAUGUACCGGAAGUUCACAACGGAGAGUGAUGUGUGGAGCUUUGGGGUGAUCCUCUGGGAGAUCUUCACAUAUGGGAAGCAGCCCUGGUUCCAGCUCUCAAACACAGAGGUCAUCGAGUGCAUCACCCAAGGCCGAGUCUUGGAGAGGCCUCGAGUUUGUCCCAAGGAGGUUUAUGACAUCAUGUUGGGCUGCUGGCAGAGGGAACCUCAGCAGCGGCUCAACAUCAAGGAAAUCUACAAGAUCCUUCAUGCUCUUGGCAAGGCCACACCAAUCUACCUGGACAUCCUUGGCUAGCAGUGGCCACUUGUCAAAAGUUCCUGCUCCUUCCUUCCUCCACCCACCCUACCUCCUCUGCUCCCGACCCCUUUCAGCCCCCAAGCAAACAUCUUCAUAUAAACUCAAGUGCCUGCUACACAUACAACACUGAAAAACAAAACAAAACAAAACAACCUGUAAGGCAGUUUGGCUUAUAUAUAUUUAUAGAUAUAUAGAUAUAGAUAUAUAUACCUUCCACACCAAUACAGAAAGAAGCUGCUGUUACAGAAACUAUAAGACUUUAAAAAAUAAAACAAAAAAGAAGAGAAGAAACUUAAAGUACUUAAAAAAAAAAAAAGGAGGAAUCUUUUCCCCCAAGCUGUGGAGAAGUGAAACAUGACCUUGCUGUGCUUUGUCCGCUCGGGCUGAGCUCAAGACUCUUGCUAGUGCAGAGACGCAGUCCCAGGGAAAAGCUCUGGGAGGAGGCCCUGCCCCGUUUGUAAGAUAUGCACUGAAUGUGUGACUCAGUCCCCGCCUGGACAUUUGGGCUCUGAGCCAGGGCAGUGCCCCUGGAGGAACUUGCAAUUCCACCCGCCCACCUUCCCACCCUUUUCCUCCUUUUGACAUUGCAGGACAAUUUUUCUAAUUUGCCAAUUCUUAAAUGUAUAGACUCAAGGCUUUCGGAACAUAUAGUAAAGGAUCGCGGCACCUACGGGUAAACCACAUACGAGAAACAGCCACCCUCCCACAGAACACAGACAAGAGGAACUGAACCUUUCUAUUGCCCAGCGCCAAUCCUUUGUCAGACUCUGGGGAUCAGUGCCGGGGACCAGAGCAGCUGCCUGGGAGAGCCAUACAGAGAGCAGAGUUGGGGAGGGGUCUGUGCCAUUGUAAGGAUGCUUUGACCUCACUUUGGCAUGUGGGACAGGCACCCAGCCCAUGCGUCGCCCCCAAAUAGGGGGUGUUUUUGAAAGCAAAACCCUCCACCCUGCUUAUUUUGCCAGGAGACAUGGUAGAGAUGUGAGGAGAGCCCCUGCCAUACAGAUGGGCCAAAUUCAUCCCUGGCGCAACAGCGCUGAAAUCAGGGCUUUCCCCCCCAGCGUGUGUUCAAAGGCUGUAGUUUGUCAUCUGGCUGGGGACUGGCUUGCACGGCUUCAGGGGUGCUCUUCAGGGUUAGUACACCAUGCUGCCCCUCCUUCCUUUCCCCCACCCCCACCAUCCACCCCCCCUCUCCCUUGGUCCAAUACCUAGUAUAUCUGCCAAAGGGAUGGGGGUGGUGCAGGGGAAACGAAGGGGUCUGGGAGAUGGCUGGGAACCUAUCAGCACCUGCCCAGGCCCUGUUGACAUUCCCCUCACGUCUCCAGGCCCUGAAAGGAUUGAUGCAUCUGCCUUUGAGCUGCUGUGAAAAUGCAGAGGCUGAAGAAUAGCUCCACUGGUAACCCGGGGAGCUGGGGGAGGGGAAGGCGGUGCUUUCCCGAGGAGACGGCUCAGCAAAUGGCCACUGCGGCCAGCCUUGCAUGUCAAUGAGGACAAAGGCCUGGCCAAGGGGACUGGGACAGCCAGGGGAGGGGCAGAGAAGCAGUCCCUAUCCCACGCCCCCAUCAAUAAAAGGAAUCAACUUCCUGGCAAAAGGUUUCCUCAGAGGUGGGCUCCUGCUCGAAGCAGGCCUGGGAAACAAAACAUUUCUGGUUCGUUUCUCCUCCGGCUAAUGGAGGACGAGGGGACAACAUGCCGCUUGGCAGCUCUAGCCAGGAGGAGGGUGCUGUCAAGGCAGAGUUUGAAAGGUGACAGCUGUAGACCCAGAAAUAGCUUGUUGGGAUGUGGCCCUUGUCAUGGAAGGAGUGGGGGGAUCUCCUCUCCUCCCCCCCAUCCAGCACCCCCCGCCCAGAGCAAUCGACAGGGCAGGCUGCAUUCGAGAAAGGAUGCUUCUGUCCAGGUGGUGACGUAGUUGUGGUGCGCUGCACAGAGGAAACCCCCUUCUCCGCCCCAUACAAUCACCCCAUUUAUCUGGAGCUGUCUUGUUCCUGGCUUAAAUCAGAGGAGGGGGCCCUGGCACAGGGAGGGGAAGAAAGCAGAUCCAGGGGAAGGCCCCUCUGGUGCUAGUGGAGUAGAGUCUGCAGGGGCUGAGGCUGCUGGAGAGGGGUGGGUGCAGUGGCUUAUUUGGUCCAGGCGGUGCUUGCUGUAAUAAAGGCAUUGGGGAGGGGAGGGGAGACAAAAUGUGACUCCUUGGCCCGCCUUACAAAAACCAGGAUCUGUCAGUGCUUGGCGGUAAGGGGCGAGGCCAGUGCAGCAGACUCUGGAGUCAGGGCAGUGUGCUGGGUUGUUCGCAUUACAAUGCUGAAUGAUUGUGUACGGGUCACUUUGAAUAACAGAACUGAGCUGUUGGCAGGAGGACGGGCAGGGAAGGGGUGUUAAUGGCCCCAGAGAUCAUAGAGAAACCACAAUCUAGUGCCCCACUCCCCCCAUGCUCUGCAUGGCUUUGUUCUCCUGGGGCACCAGGACAAUGGGAGCUGGCUUUGGUGAGGGGGGCACCCCGUCUUUUCCCUUCCCCCCCGCCAUUUAACUAACCCUUCAAACCCCUUUCCCCAGUCAUAGCACUCAUAGACCCUGCAAUUCCAUGUUAAAUUCAGGAGCACCCCACCCUCCAGCUCUGCUGCAAACCAGGGAUCCCUCCCCCCCACCCCAUCCCAUGAGUGGUGGGUUCCCCAAGCCAGCUCUGUGUGUGGGCAUCUGAGCAAGGUCAGGGCAGGAGCAAGGAAAGACAUCAGGCCUGAAUGCAGCAUGGUUAUUAAUAACUGGUCUAAUGAAAAGAAGAAAGAUGUCCCCUGAAAGAUGUUAAGCUCCCGACACCGAGAUUCAGGCUGUCAGACUGCCCCAUUCUUAGCCCCACCAAAUGCAAUUAUGGCUUUGGGGAAAGGUUCUCUUGUCAAAGCUUGUUUUGAGCAGCUGCUCAGCAAAAGAGCAAGGCAGGGUUGAUACCGUGGCAUGGAGUCAUGACUCCCCUGCUGCUGUUGCUUUGGCUCUGUGCGUGUCAGGUUUUGCUUCUGUUAGUUUCGUUUCUGUACAGGUGAGAGGAAAUAGUUGCAGACGUGCUGUGGGAGUUGGGAAGGACGCUGGGCCGAGUUAUAGGGGAAAAUACCCAGGAGUCUCCUGUUUGCUGGAAUUAAUACAGAGUCCCUUUAGUCUGCGUGAGUGGCUCUUUCACCCACCACAGGACCAGAAGUUCCUGAUGGCUGUGGAGCCUAUGUGGUCCCACUGUGUCAGAGAUAGCGCAGGGUUUGGGGAAACCCAUACAGUGUGCCCCAAAGCAAAGAUCUACUCUAGAAUGUGGGUGCCUUUGUGGGCCAGGGAGGCACAAGUGACUCCAACAUUGUGCAGAUCAUCCAUUUGCUCCCCCCAUGAAGAGGGUUAGCUAUCGCUCUGCUGCCAGGAACACCGAGCUCUCCCCCAGCCUGGCUACUCAUGCCAUGCCCAAGGACCGCAGUUGACUCUGGCUUAGGCUUAUUUUAAUCCCCUCCCCAUAUCCCCACACCAGGGCAUUCCCAUUACUCGACUCCUUUAACUGAGCUGGUCCCCAAAUGCCUUUUGAAAGGGGUGGUGGGCCAGACCCGAGGGCAGUCCUGGACCUUAGCUGAGAACAGGACUGUUGCCCUUCCUGGCACUCACAGUGGGGCACUUUUACUUAGGGAAGAGAUUAACCCAGGCAAUUCCCUUCGAGGGUUUCACCUAGAUGGACACCUGCUGGGCAAGAGGGCGCUGUGCUGUGGUUGGCCCUGGGUUGUGGUCUCAGUGACCUCAUGUUUUGUUUUUUUCACAUCUGUGAUUUCCCAUUUCUAACAUUUAGGUGAAGCGGAUACUUCUUGAGGGUGGGCCAUCGAGCACUCAGUGUUUAAAUGGGGCUCAACCCCAUCUCUUGAAGUCAGCCUUCUAUUUUGCGUGCCUGUAUUGUUCUCACAAAGCUCUCUACACUCCAGUUUUUGCACACACCUCUUAGACUUGGAUGGUCAUUACAUGCUUUGUUUGUGCAAACCUGAUCAGCUGGCACAUGCCUGUGAAUUCAGGGUUUUGAAUUUGCAUGAACUUGGGUGUGAAAAAUGGCAUGCAAAAACUUCAGUGUGGGGGAAUAUAUGUGCAAAAGCAAGUGUGAAAAUGAGGUUCCAUUAUAGAGGCUGCUUUUGAAAAUGUGAUCUUCAAAGCAUCUCCGAUUGCCUCUCUCCAGUAGUGGGUAGAAUAAGGUGUCUCAAUUAGACAGCACUUGGAAAAGACCUCGUAAGGAAGGGGACAGUAUUACAAGUCCAGCACACUACUUGGGUUAAGUCAGGGAUUGGCAACCUUUGGCACACAGCCUGCCACGGUAAGCCCCCUGGUGGGCCAGGCCAGUUUGUUUACCUACCAUGUCCUCAGGUUCGGCCAAUCGCAGCUCCUGAUGGCCGUGGUUUGCCACUCUGGGCCAACGGGGGCUGCGGGAAGCAGCGGCCAGCACAUCCCUUGGCCGUUAAGUAAACCAUAACAUCCCUGGGUUAAGUAAACCAUAGUUGUAUUAGGAAGGGCUAGUGUUCUAUUAAAUUCCUAGUGGUGCUGAUGAUAGAAACUGAAAUAAAAAAUAAAUUGUGUGACUGAGACUACAGGAAAAUGAGGCUAUAACUCUGGGCAAACACUGGCAAAAAAGCAAAGGUCACCAGCAGGCAGGGGUCUGAACUAUGCUGUGUUGUGAGCUUUUCUCAUCUGAAAUACAAGCAGAACAAGGCCUGAGCAAUAUUAAACCUUUCAGGGACAAAGGCAGGGAAAUCCAAAGCUAAGGCUGCUGUUUUCUCUUCCGAAGAAAGGCUUUUACUUCUCAGGACCCAAGUGCGUUUGCUGCCUAAUGUGCUAGCGAUAUCAGCAGCUGUAACUGCAGAAACACAGAACCGGGUCUCGGCUGGCAGGUGAAGAAAGACUUGAUUUAAGCGCUGUUGUUCGUUGGGUGUAUGUAUUUGUCAUUGGUGAGUCUGCAUCUAAAGUGUGUUCUGUUCAGAGCUGGGAUCUUUAUUACGGUUGCAUAUUUAUUUUUAUAAUGAGGCGUUUCACUUCCUGCACCCAACGGCAAGUCUCAUUUUACAGGCUGUGAGUGAAAAAUGUUGCAUUCAAGGCUGGUAGCCAAAUGUACUGAAGGCUACUCCUUGCUCUCUGCAGGUGACUUUUACACCUAAGGGUGGCCCAGUACAGUGCUUCCCCUCCUCUGGGGCAGCUGUACCAGUUUACUAGACCAAAACUGUGACCCAUGCCCUGUGCUUUCCUGUACAGUUACUGGGGCUUAGCAGCUGAAGCUCAGUUACACACCACUAAAUGGGAAGCUGGCAGUGAUGCCAGGCUAAGGCCUGAGCGAGAAUGCAAGCGAGAGCCUAGAGUAUCUGUCAGAUGAGGACGUGCCAGUUUUGGGGCAGGGAAGAACCAACUGUUGAGAAGACAGACACACCAGAAAGGGUAGCUUGCCCCCUUGGCUCUCCGUUCACUGGGACUUGGUUUAAGCCUCUAGUAUUUUUUGUACAAAGAGGGGGAUCUGGGAGGAUUUAAUCUCUGACGGGAUAUUUAGCACUUGGGUCGUUCCCUUUGCAUGGGCCAGGUCUUGGCUGUGAAGCAGUCCCUCCUGUUUACCAGGAAGAGCCUGGGUUGUGUUCUGUGCUGGUUAGUUAUGCCUCUGCAAUGGCUCCUCUCUGCUUUUGAGACGCCUACUCGCUUUCUCUAAAUGUGGAUUUUCACAUGCAGGGGGAGCUGACGGGCGGGGCGGGGGGUUGGCCGGUGAUCAGGUCUAAUGGCUCCAUACAGUUUUGCCCUGCGCAUGGUGGGAAGACAGGACGCCCAUGCCAAGAAAAGCACUCAGCAGGUCCAUGCUUUGGUUCGGUGCAAAGGCACAUCCCCAAAGGCUCUGCUGUGCUACUGUGUCUUUUUGAAGGAGUAGGAUGGGACUGCACCUUUGGGGUGAGUAUGCUGUCGGCUUGCAAAGGAGAAGAAGUUGCAGGGGGGAACGUGCCAAUUUGUGCCCCAUUAGCAUAAUGGCUAAGUGGAAAAACUUGCUUAGCUCUUCUCCAGAAUCACUGCUAGAAACUGUGCUCCUGGCUGGGACCUGGCGGGUCCUGUGUCUAGCCGAGUGAAUGCGUACAAAGACACACACACACACCCCCCCGAGUGGCCAAUGGCACAGGCGUAUGUAGUCUCUGCCCCAGUGGAACGCAGAGGUAACAGUGCGCCCUUCAGUCACUUUCAUGCCCCUUGUUCCUUGUCUGUACGACGUUAGGCAGUGGAACAGGUUCCCAGCCAAAGUGGUGGAAGUCUCCUUGCUUGCAGCUUUUAAAACUAUGUUAGACAAUUGUGGGGAACGAUCUUGCUUAGGGCCCCAGGAGACAGGCUAAGUGAUCUAAUAGGUCAUUUUCAUCUCUAGCUUCUGUGGUUUCUCACUGGCCACAAUUUCGCAAGGCUUCUUCACAGCCCCUGCUUCUAAAACAACCAGCUCUAACAUUCCUCAAAGAAAAUGGAUGAUUAUCACAUAACUCCCAUUGGCACUCAGGGAUCCCCUAUGGGAACUAAUCUCCCAGACAAAAAAAGGGACUGAUCCUACAGCCUGAAGCCAGUAGCCCAGCAGCUGUUCUGAAGAGGUGUUGAGCUGCAGAACUACUGGCUUCUUAAGACAAGGGCCCAGCAGGAGAUGACUGAAAUGCCUCUGUGAAGGAAAUCAUAGCAUUGGGAGGUCUGAACAUUUUUUCUUUUGCGCACACUGGCUCUCUGUUGGUUUCCAGCCUCCCAGAUCUUUGCUGCUUGAUAUUUAGAUAAGUGAAGUUGCUGCAUUUGCUUCCUUCCGGAAAAAUAGGACUGGCACAAGCCCUGUGAUUUUCCUGGUGGAGAUGCAAUAAGCUUCCCUCAAACCCCACCCCCUGCCACUCCACCCCCGACACGUUUCCUUUCUGUCCCUGUAGUUCUCCGGGAGUGGCAAAUGGACUUUUUAAAGUGAGCGAAAGUCUUAAUGUGAGGUGAAUCUGAAGCCCACAGUUUGGACUUCAAACAGUGAGAAAAUUGGCGCUGAAUGAUUCCGCACACAAAGCAGAAAACUUUCAUUUCCUGCAGGCAGGAUGGAAUUGACUGUUAUAUUAAGACUUCAGAAGGAGCACUGCCCUGGAGUAAUUCCACUGCUGUCAGGCAAUGUUGACAUCUAGAUUAACCUCUGUGCAGUGAAUUUUACAGCAAAGCUCAUCGUGAUGCGUGUGGGAUAUCUCCUGUAAAUCCCAGCUGAAACCAAGGGUGUCCCACCCCCCUCUAUGAAAAGAAGGAGAAGAGCCUGGCAAGCGACUGUGUUUCUUUUACCUCAGCAGAACGCGGCUCUGACCUCAUCCAGGCCAUUCCUGCUGAGACAGGCUUUCUCCUCUGCUAAAGUGACAGGAGUUUUAGCCCAUAUUUUUUUUAAUUCCCCCAAGGUAUUUAAAUCAAGGGGAUGAAAGGCUCUUUGCUAUUGACAAACAGGUCCUGCCAUGUAUCCACAAGUAGACAGUCGUAGUUAAAAGGAACUGGUUAACCAGUGGCUGUUAGCUUCUCUCUCUGAUUAACUCCAAACUAGGGCACUGAUGAGACCUGAUCCGGUGAGCAAUGCCACUCACUCUCACAGCUGCUGCCAACAGGCUGCAUCUAGUGUUAACCAGCCAAACAAGAGGCUAACUAUUUAAACUGUGAGCAUGACAAAAGAUGCAUAAAUUAAAGGAGUUCACGUAGUUCAUUCUGCAGAAGUCAAAGGCCAUUGCAAGAGAAGUCUCCGAACUCCUUAUUUCUUUGCUCUGGCUGUUAAAUCCAAACUGCAAGGUAGGAGCAAGUACCCUUGGUAUUUUCUUUAAGAGUAGCUUCAGCAGCAAAAGUUUCAAGGGCUGAGAGGUACAGAAGCGGAACUGCCUUCUCCUUCCUUGUACGCUAGAGACAAUGCUCUCAACAGGCAUUAGUAGGUACCUAGUGAUGUCACCUAGUCCUUUUGAUUACCUCUGUGUAGAUAAGUACUGUCAGCUAGAAAAUGUCGGAACUUGAGGGUGUAUCUUUCAUUCUAGCUGUUCUUUAUGCCUUGCUCUUCUUGUUCAUCUCUGAACUCAUAUAUGUCUAUAAUCAAUAGCAAAAAUUCUAGGCACAUCUUGAAUACUGUGUGAAGAUGUGGUCGCCCCAUCUCAAAAAAUAUAUAUAUUGGAAUUGGAAAAGGUUCAGAAAAGGACAACAAAAAUGAUUAGGGGUAUGGAACAGCUUCCAUUUGAGGAGCGAUUAGUAAGCCUGGGACUUUUCACCUUGGAAAAUUGAUGACUAAGGUGGGAUAUGAUAGAAGUCUAUAAAAUCAUGAUGGCUGUGGAGAAAGUAAAUAAGGAAGUGUUAUUUAGUCCUUCUCAUAACACAAGAACUAGAUGAAUGAAAUUAAUAGGCAGCAGGUUUAAAACAAACAAAAGGAAGUAUUUUUUCACACAACACAGUCAACUUGCGGAACUCCUUGCCAGAGGACGUUGUGAAGGUCAGGACUAUAACAGCGUCCAAAAAAAGAAUUAGAUAAGUUCAUGGAGAAUGGGUCCAUCAAUGGCUAUUAGCCAGGAUGGGCAGGGAUGGUGUCCCUUGCUUCUGUUUGCCAGAAGCUGGGAGUGAGCGACGGGAUGGAUCACUUGAUGAUUACUUGUUUUGUUCAUUCCCUCUGGGGAACCUGGCAUUGGCCACUGUCAGAGGACAGGAUAUUGAGAUAGAUAGACCUUUGGUCUGACCCAAUAUGACCAUUCUUAUGUUCUUAUACAGCUCUCAUUGACUCAGCUGGAGUUGUGUGUCCUCUGCAUCUCUGAAAUCAGGCCUAUAAACUCUUUUUUGAACCUGUAUUUGCUAUCCCCAAUUAGAAUACAGCUGGAAGGGUUGCCUCCAAGGUUACAGAGAAGGUCAUGGUGUCAUUUUUGACUAUGGAAAGAAUAUGGUCAACCAAUUUAACCAACAAAGAAAAUCAAACUUGGUGGCCUAAUGUAAAAAGUAAUCGGUAUUGUAUUUUGCUUUGGACAUCCAUGCAUUAAUAUUCUGCAAAUAUGAUUUCCCCUUUGUUUGUAUUAUUGAUGCUAUAAAAUGUCAAACACGCUAAAAAAACAAACUAAAAAAUCCUUCAGCAACCCAGCCUUUGGGGUUUGGAGUAAUUUUGGCUGAGUCACAAAUAAGGUUGCUGUCCCUUUUGCUUCUCAUGGAUAUUAAUGCACUGGUCACUCAAUCUACUGCUGACUUUAAAAACAUUCACUUUGCUAGCUGUAUUUUAAAGAAUACAAAACCCUGAAAUUCUUUGUGCCCCAUGCGGGAAGCCAAAAGUGCCCAGGGUGAAGUACCACUUUGCUAUGGUUGGGUUUGUGACUCUCAUAGGGUCUGCUACAUCUCUGUGGUUCCCAGCAAAGCACCACUUCACAACCAUCUUUGUUCCAGCCAAGAAGAACUAGGUCUGUGUCCCCUUUCGUCAGAGAUGUUUUAUCACUUGGGUUUGCUCUUGAGCAGUACUGGGCUCCUGCCUCUUGCAGUGAUAGGCGGAUGUUAUAACUCCACAGCACACCAGCCCUUAGUUGCCCAAGAAUUGAGACGUAAUCAGGAAGGGGAGACCUGUAUUCUUGUCAACCCCCAUCUAACUACAUCCCAGAAUCUUAGGCGCUUGUUUUCAUGAGCACUGAGCGGACAUCUUUACUGUGCUGUCCACAGUGAACCCUAGAUUUUUGUGCCAGAGAGGAUACAGGGAACUCAGAACCCAUCCCUGUGUUGGAGGAAUUUAAAUUGUUCCUUCCAAUGUGCGUCUUCUUGAACUGGCUGAAGAUGAGUUUCACUUGCCCAACAACUGAUUUACUUUCGUCCCUCCCACUCCUCCCUGCCCCGACUCACUAAAUACUUUUGUGCCAUUGGCAAAUGUCACGUCAUUAUCCGCCCUCCGUCCCAAGUCAUUAAUAACUAAAUUGACCAGCACCAGCCCUGGCAUUGAUGUCUGGGGUCACUCCACUAUUAACAUCUCUGCUCAAUAGGAACUGCCUAGUUAUUCUUCCCAUUUGCUCUCUGUUUCUCCUUGUUAGUGUCUGAUCCGUGGUAGGAUGUUACCCCUUGCUCUGGCUAUCCAGUUUCCUUAUUAGCCGCUUAUGAGGGCAUUUAUCAUAGUCUUUUUGAAAGUC
This is a messenger RNA of Chelonia mydas (Green sea turtle), 17154 nucleotides long. It is a transcript of the gene NTRK3, whose product is annotated as neurotrophic receptor tyrosine kinase 3. The record is from RefSeq and is a predicted model, not a curated record. Gene Ontology annotation, cellular component: axon; plasma membrane; signaling receptor complex. Bases 4361 to 7033 code for a protein of 890 amino acids. Gene Ontology annotation, molecular function: ATP binding; neurotrophin receptor activity; neurotrophin binding. Lineage: Eukaryota; Metazoa; Chordata; Testudines; Cheloniidae. Gene Ontology annotation, biological process: multicellular organism development; cell surface receptor protein tyrosine kinase signaling pathway; protein phosphorylation. The transcript is spliced from 20 exons.